AUGGUCGGCUCUAACAUUGACCACAAUCCAAUUGAUCCUAGCAUCUUGGAAAAGCGCAAUUCACUCGAUAAAAAGAACGACAAGGGAACACAAACUCGCAAAAUGAGUGACUUGGAAAUGAUCAUGCAUCGAAAUGUGGCUCCCACUGCCGAAGCGAUGUGCGCCGAGCUAGCUCACGAACAUGCUCUAGAGGACCUUCAAAACUCUACAGAGCAUAGUAGCGUACCGAAUCCAGUGCGAGGCCCCGUCUAUUCAGAGAAUUACCUCGAACAUGCCACUCAGUACGAGCCCCGCCGACCGGAAGAUUGA
This is a messenger RNA of Penicillium maclennaniae, 309 nucleotides long. RefSeq lists its product as uncharacterized. Lineage: Eukaryota; Fungi; Ascomycota; Eurotiomycetes; Eurotiales; Aspergillaceae. The record is from RefSeq and is a predicted model, not a curated record. The transcript is spliced from 3 exons. The coding region runs from base 1 to 309 and encodes 102 amino acids.